UUAACCGGGCUACUGCGCGCCAAAGUUGUGGCUACUGACUAGCUCAAGAAAAGCUCUUGUUCUGAAAAGCUAUGGUUAGAACUAAAGCCAAUAAUGCAUGUACUAGAAAAGCUGUUGCAGCAAAGGCUCCAAGGAAAUCUCUAGGUGGAGGAGGAGGAGGAGUCAGACAUAAUUUCACAUCUCCCUCUUCUGCUGGCAGAAAGAAGGGAAAAGGAGUUGGAGGAAAUCCAAUUAGAGUACAUCCAACGCCAGCUUGGCAGAAAGGUAUAGACCUUUUUAUGGGCGGUGGAUCAAGUAAAGAAACAGCUGCUUCAUCAUCAUCAAGUCGAAGUGAAGAGAACAAGGAGAAUUUCCCAAAAGGGAAAGGAAAGAGAGGAGUCAGUGGGAAAGAGAGACAUAAAGGAGAGAAGGACACAGCUGCUGCUGUGAUAGAUGUUGAAGAAAUGAACAAUGAUGAAGAUGAUAGAGAGCAGGACGAGGAGACAGAAGAAAUAAAUGAACAAUCAGAAGAGGAAAGAGAAGAUGAAGAACUGGAAGAGUUAAAAUCUGAAGAUGAGGAAGAAGAGGUAGAGGAGGAGGAAGAAAUAGAAGAAGACGAUAUACUGGAAGAGGAAGAAGAGGAGGAGGAAGAAGAAGAGGGAGGGAACAAAUCAAUGUUAGAUUCAUUACCAACUGAUCUUUUUACCACACAGGAUAGUGACAAUGACAAUGAUAGUUAAUUUAAGUUAUAUCAUGGUAUAAUUCAUUGAGUUAUUAUAAAAAUAAAAGUUUUAAUGUAUAAAAAUAAAUUAUCUUGUAGUAUAUAAGUGCAUUUGUAUUUCGUUACAUUACAUGUCUUCAUUAUCACAA
Messenger RNA from Amphimedon queenslandica, 849 nucleotides. RefSeq lists its product as uncharacterized. Gene Ontology annotation, molecular function: chromatin binding. The transcript is spliced from 3 exons. The record is from RefSeq and is a predicted model, not a curated record. Gene Ontology annotation, cellular component: nucleus. Gene Ontology annotation, biological process: translesion synthesis; regulation of cell cycle. Bases 72 to 719 code for a protein of 215 amino acids. NCBI's taxonomy places the organism in Eukaryota, Metazoa, Porifera, Demospongiae, Haplosclerida, Niphatidae.